Caretta caretta (loggerhead turtle) is the source of this 13851-nucleotide messenger RNA. It is a transcript of the gene EPPK1, whose product is annotated as epiplakin 1. Gene Ontology annotation, biological process: wound healing; intermediate filament bundle assembly. The record is from RefSeq and is a predicted model, not a curated record. Gene Ontology annotation, cellular component: keratin filament; cytoskeleton; cytoplasm. Lineage: Eukaryota; Metazoa; Chordata; Testudines; Cheloniidae. Gene Ontology annotation, molecular function: structural molecule activity; keratin filament binding.
AUGGAGCACCAGCCGGCAGUGAAUGGACAUGCCACCCCCACAGCUCACCCAAAAGACACCCCAGGAGGAAGUCACUUCCAUCAGGGCAUGCAGCCUGGCAAGCGGCAACAGACGGGUGUGGAGUCACACGGUGUGGGAGAGCCCCUGGCGGGGACUGGGACCAUUGCUGGGGUGUACGUGGAGGCUUCCAAGAAGACAAUGAGCUUUUAUGAUGCCACCAGAGAGCAUUUCCUGAUGUCUGAGCCAGCACUUGCUCUUCUGGAGGCUCAGGCAGCCACAGGCUCCCUCAUUGAUCCGGUGGGGAACAAGCAGCUCUCUGUGGCAGAGGCCGUGAGACUGGGGCUGGUAGGCCUGGAGCUGAAAGAAAAGCUGCUGUCUGCAGAGAGAGCAGCGAUUGGCUUCAUGGACCCCUACACAGAUGAGAAGAUCUCACUCUAUCAAGCCAUCCAAAAAGAGCUGCUCGGGCGGGAUCGGGGCGCCCGCCUGCUGGAGGUCCAGAUCGCCACAGGGGGCCUCGUGGAUCCAGCCACCAGCCACCGCCUCCCCAUGGACGUUACCUACGAGCAGGGACACUUUGGUGACGAGAUGAGCCAGCUCCUCUCUGACCCCAGCUCUGCUGCUGCCAGAGGGUUUCUUGACCCAAACACCAGCGAGACGGUCACCUAUCUGGAGCUUAAGAAACGGUGCAUGAUCGAUCCCUCCACAGGGCUCCUCCUCUUGCCUCUGAAAAUCACCUUCCCAGGGCUGAGAGGGAGAGUGAGCAGCAGUGAGCUGCUCAGCUCCAGCAUCAUUGACAUGGACACGUUCAGGGCCCUCGAGGAAGGCCGGGUCUCUGUCCAGGAGGUAGCAGAGAUGGACCAUGUUCAGCAGUACCUGGAGGGCACGGGAAGCAUUGCAGGUGUUGCCAUACUGCCGACCGGUGAGAGGAAGAGUCUGUACCAGGCGCUGACAGAGCAUCUCCUCAUGCCAGGCACAGCACUGGCCCUCCUGCAGGCCCAGGCUGCCACUGCCUGCCUGACAGAGCCCACCAAGAGCCAGAGACUCUCAGUUGAUGAUGGUGUCAAGGCUGGUGUGGUUGGGCCGGAGCUCUAUGAGAAGCUGUCAUCCGCUGAGAGAGCUGCCACCGGGUACCGAGACCCCUACACUGGGGAGCUGCUCUCUCUGUUUCAAGCCAUGAAUAAGGGGCUUAUUGCCAGGGACCAGGGGACUUACCUACUGGAGGCCCAGCUGGCCACCGGUGGCCUCAUCGAUCCAGUCCACAAUCACCGUGUCCCAGUGGAGGUGGCCUGCCAACGGGGCUACCUCGAUGAAGAGAUGAAGCGGCUCCUCUUCCAUCCCACCCAUGACAUGAAAGGGUUCUUCGACCCCAACACGAAGGAGACCCUCAUGUACGCAGAGUUAUUGGAGAGGUGUGUCACUGACCCAGACACCGGUCUCCGCCUGCUGCCGCUCUUCGGAGAAAAUGGGGAAGGGUCUCAGGGCAUGCAUUCCUUCAUAGACCACAGGACCCGAAUGGCUUUGGAAGACACAACAGUACCCGUGGCCUGUGGCAAAUUCAAGGGGAAGUCAGUGUCGCUCUGGAAACUCCUCUUCUCAGACUACUUCACAAACGUGCAAAGGGCCACGUAUACCCAGCAGUGCCGCACCGCAACUCUCUCCAUGAAGGAACUGGCUAAGACCAUCAGCACCACAGUUCAGCAAAUGGCUUCCACCGCCAAUACCACCUUUGAAGGCCUGAGGCACAAAGUGACCCCUAGCCAGCUCCUGAGCGCUGACAUCAUCAACAGGGAUUUGUUUGAGAAACUGAGCCAAGGGGAGACAUCAGCCAGAGAAGUUGUCUGCAUGGACACAGUCAGGAAGUACCUGGAAGGGACAGGCAGUAUCAGUGGGUUGCUGCUGCCCGAUUCCCAGGAGAAAAUCAGCAUCUACCAGGCAAAGAGGAAAGGCCUUCUAAUGCCAGGGACAUCCCUCAUCCUCCUCGAGGCACAGGCUGCCACUGGAUUCAUCAUCGACCCAACUGCAAACAAGAAAUAUUCUGUGGAGGAGGCUCUGCGAGCCAAUGUCAUCGGCCCAGAUAUUUACAACAAGCUUCUGGCAGCAGAGAAAGCAGUCACUGGCUACAAAGACCCCUACACCGGCAACAAGAUCUCCCUCUUCCAGGCCAUGAGCAAAGGCCACCUCAUCAGAGACCAUGGCAUCCGCCUGCUGGAGGCCCAGAUCGCCACCGGCGGCAUCAUCGACCCCUUGCACAGUCACCGUCUCCCCGUGGAGGUGGCUUACAAGCGGGGCUACUUUGACAAGAAGAUGAACCGGAUCCUCUCUGACCCCAGCGUUGACACCAAGGGCUUCUUCGACCCCAACACGCACGAGAACCUCACGUACUUGCAGCUGAAGGAGAAGUGCAUCACAGAGCCCUCCACUGGACUCUGCCUCCUGCCUCUGAACAGCAAGAAGCGUCAGUUCAUCAAUGACACCACCAAACAAGCCUUCAGGAGCACCUGGCUCCUCGUGAAGUACGGGAGGUUCCAAGGAGAAAGGGUCUCUGUGUGGGACCUGUUGAACUCUGAGUAUUUCAGCGAGGGAAAGCGGCGGGAGAUAUUUAAUCACUACCAGCUGCGGAAGCUCACCCUGGAGCAGAUCAGACUCACGUUGGAGGAAGAGAUGAAAAAAUGGGCCCACAUCAAAUUCCCAGCCAUGAGAGGCAGCGUCACGGCCUACCACCUGCUAGAAACUGGCAUCAUAGACAAGGCCCUGUUCGAGAGGGUGCUGGAGGGAGCCGUGAGCCCGGAGGAUGUCCUGCGCAUGGACUCUGUCCGCAAAUACCUCUACGGCUCUGGCAGCAUUGGGGGGAUCGUGCUCCAGCCAUCAAACCAGAGAAUGAGCAUCUAUGAAGCCAUGAAGCAGAAGAUUGUGAUGCCAGGGGUGGCUCUCCCACUGCUCGAGGCCCAAGCUGCUACUGGCUUCGUCAUCAACCCAGUGAACAACCAGAAGCUGUGCGUUGAUGAAGCCGUAAGGGAAGGGGUUAUCGGGCCAGAACUCCAUGAGAAACUGCAGCACGCAGAAGGAGCCGUAAUGGGAUAUAAAGACCCUUUCACCGGAGAAAAGAUCUCCCUCUUCCAAGCCAUGAAGAAGGGCCUCAUCGCUGACAAACAGGCUAUUCAGCUCAUGGAAGCCCAAAUUGCCACAGGAGGCAUCAUCGACCCUCACCAUGGCCACUAUGUCCCUGUGGAAUUUGCCCAGAAACAAGGCUACUUGGACGAGGACAUGAGCAAAACCCUCUCUAGUGCCUCUGAUAAUACCAGGGUCUACUGCAUCCCCAACAGCAAGGAGCCUGUGACCUACGCUCAGCUCAUCGCUCACUGCCAGAAGGAUGAAAACUCUGGCCUCCACUUGCUGCCUUUGCCACAGACAGCUGUGCCUGUCUGCACAGAUGAGCAGAUCCAGAAGCUAUUCAAGGACACCAUGGUGAAGGCAAAAGGGGUCUCCCUCUGGGAGCUGAUCCACUCUGGCUACUUCACUGAGGAGCAGAGAAAUGACUUUGUGGAGAAGUACCGGUCUGAGGAUGUGUCUGUCUGGCAGCUGGUCACUCUUGUCCUGAAGCUUGUUGAGGAAAUAGAGAUGAAAGCCCAUACCCACAUCACCUUUGAAGGCCUGCGGGGCAGCGUGCCUGCUGUCUGGCUGUUCGAUGCUGGCAUCAUUACUGAGAAGACGUUCGUGGAGCUGGCUAAGGGAAAACAAACAGCUGGAGAAGUAGCCAAGAUGGAGAGCGUGAAGAGAUACUUACAGGGCACAGGGAGCAUUGCUGGGAUUUUCAUACAGGCCUCCAAGAAGAGGAUGAGCAUUUACCAAGCAAUGAAAAACAAUCUCCUCCUGCCUGGGACAGGGGUGUUGUUGCUAGAGGCUCAAGCAGCCACAGGAGCUGUUAUAGACCCAGUAACAAACCAGAAACUUGGUGUGGAGGAUGCCGUCAAAGCAGCCAUUGUCGGUGAGGAACUCAUGGAGAAGUUGCUUCUAGCAGAGAGAGCAGUGACUGGUUACACAGACCCAUACACGGGGAACUCAAUCUCAGUCUGUCAAGCAGUCAGGAAAGGCCUCAUUCCCAUGAGUGAUGCUGUUCCCUUAAUAGAGGCCCAGCUGGCUACAGGAGGGGUCAUCGAUCCCAUCCACCAUCAUCAUCUUCCUCUUCCUGCUGCCUACAUGCACGGCUUUUAUGAUGAAGAAAUGAACCAGGCCCUAUCCCAGCCCACUGACAACACCAAAGUCUUCUUUGAUCCAAACACAAAGGAAAACUUGACCUACCAGCAGCUGAAAGACAAGUGUGUCCCUGAUGCUGAGACAGGCCUCUGGCUACUACCUCUGUCUGAAACUGCAGCAUUCUAUGUGGACAAACAAACCAUGGAGGUGCUGAAAUCUGUGACAGUCUGUGUCGCAGUAGGUCGGUUCAAAGGGCAAACAGUUUGCCUCUGGGACCUUCUCAAUUCCGAGUAUAUCACAGACUGCAAGCAGAGAGAGCUGGUGAAACUAUACAAAGGGGAGAACACUGUGGCCCUGCAAGAAAUCAUCACCACCGUUACCACAAUCAUUGAAGAAUCUGAGAAGCAAGGCAAGAGGUUCACGUUCAAGGGCCUGCGGAAGCAGGUGUCUGCCAGCGACCUCUUCGAGUCUCAGCUGAUAGACAAGAAAACCCUGGAUGAACUCAAGCAGGGACAGAAAACUGUCAAAGAAGUCACAGAGAUGGACGCCGUCCGGAGAUACCUGGAGGGGGGUAACUUCAUAGCUGGAGUGCUAAUACAGCCAGCCAAUGAGAAGAUGAGCAUCUACCAGGCUAUGACGAGAAGCAUGCUGAGGCCGGGCACCGCGCUGGUGUUGCUGGAGGCGCAGGCUGCCACCGGGUUUGUUAUUGACCCGGUGAAGAACAAGAGGCUGUCAGUGGAGGAGGCACUUGCUGCUGGGCUCAUUGGACAAGAGGUCUAUGAAAAGCUGCUGUCUGCAGAGAGAGCAGUGACCGGAUAUACUGAUCCCUACACAAAAGGCCAAAUCUCCCUCUUCGAAGCCAUGAACCAGGGACUGAUCCUCAAGAGCCAUGGCAUCCGCCUGCUCGAGGCCCAGGUUGCCACCGGAGGCAUCAUCGACCCCGUGCACAGUCACCGCCUCCCUGUGGAGGUGGCUUACAAGCGGGGCUACUUCGACGAAGAGAUGAACCGGAUCCUCUGUGACCCCAGCGACGACACCAAGGGCUUCUUCGACCCCAACACUCAUGAGAACCUCACCUACAUACAACUCCUGGAGAGAUGUGUCCAAGACCCUGAGACUGGGCUGUAUAUGCUCCAAAUAGUAAAGCAUGGGGGGAGAUACUUCUAUAUCGAUGAGUCAAUGAAACAAUUUUUAUGCUCAAAACCCAUUAAAAUGCAUGUUGGGAAGUUCAAAGGCCAAACAGUGUCCCUCUGGGACCUGCUCUGCUCUCAGUACAUCUCAGAACAGAAAAGAAAAGAACUAGUGAAGCAAUAUAAAUGUGAAACCCUGACAAUAGAACAGCUCAUCACAGUCAUCACCACCAUCAUUGAGGAAAUGGAACUCAGAACCCAAGCCCUUAAGGUAAAAGGACUCAGAGGAGAUGUAUCAGUGUCAGAGUUAUUCAAUGCUGAGAUAAUUGACAAAACAACACUGGACAAUCUGCAAAAAGGAACUCUCACAGUCCAUAAACUCACCCAAAUGGAUUCUGUCAAGAGGUAUCUGGAUGGAACUGGCUGCAUUGCUGGAGUUCUGCUGCCAGCCAAGAAAGAGAGAAUGAGCAUCUACCAGGCCCGAGAGAGAGGUCUCCUAACACCAGAAUCGGCGCUGGUGCUGCUGGAGGCGCAGGCUGCCACGGGCUUUAUCAUUGACCCGCUGAAGAACGAGAAGCUGUCCGUCGAUGAAGCCGUCUCCGCCGGCCUGGUGGGCAGUGAGGUUCACGAGAAGCUGCUCUCUGCAGAGAGAGCAGUGACCGGAUACACUGACCCCUACACAGGCAACAAGAUCUCCCUCUUCCAGGCCAUGAAGAAAGACCUGCUCGUCAAAGACUACGGCAUCCCCCUGCUGGAGGCCCAGAUCGCCACCGGCGGCAUCAUCGACCCCGUGCACAGUCACCGCCUCCCCGUGGAGAUGGCUUACAAGCGGGGAUAUUUGGACGAUGACACAUUUCUCCUUCUUUCUGAUCCACAACAUGGCAACAAACGAUUUAUGGAUCCUAACACCAAGGAAAAACUCAGUUAUGCGCAGCUUCUGCACAGAUGUAGCAAAGACCCAGAAACAGGACUGUGCCUGCUUCAGAUAAUAGAAAAGAAGGAAGACUAUUUCUACACUGAUGAGCAAACAAAAAAUACAAUGUUAUCCACCAUGGUUCAAGUACAGGUAGGGAAAUACAAAGGACAUAAUUUAUCUCUAUGGGAACUCCUCUGUUCCGAAUAUAUCACUGAGGAAAAGAGAAAAGAAUUGGUAAAACGAUACAAAAAGGAAUCCACAGCUAUUCUACAAAAGAUCAUUGAUAUCAUCUUAACCAUUAUACAUGAAAAAGAGAGGAGCAGAAAAGAUAUAUGGUUCCAGGGAAUCAGACAAAAAAUCACGGCAUCAGAACUACUCAAUGCACAGAUAAUUACCAAGGACACAAUGGAAAAGCUAGAGGAAGGAAAACAGACUGCAAAAGAUAUAGCAAAGAUGGAUGCCAUAAAGAGAUACCUUGAAGGAACUAGCUGCAUUGCCGGAGUCCUUGUGCCGUCCAACACAGACCCGUCCAGGACAGAGAAGAUGAGCAUCUACCAGGCCAUGUGGAAGGGGAUUCUGAGGCCGGGCACCGCGCUGGUGCUGCUGGAGGCGCAGGCUGCCACCGGCUUUAUCACUGACCCGCUGAAGAACGAGAAGCUGUCCGUCGAUGAAGCCGUCUCCGCCGGCCUGGUGGGCAGUGAGGUUCACGAGAAGCUGCUCUCUGCAGAGAGAGCAGUGACCGGAUACACUGACCCCUACACAGGCAACAAGAUCUCCCUCUUCCAGGCCAUGAAGAAAGACCUGCUCGUCAAAGACCACGGCAUCCGCCUGCUGGAGGCCCAGAUCGCCACCGGCGGCAUCAUCGACCCCGUGCACAGUCACCGCCUCCCCGUGGAGGUGGCUUACAAGCGGGGCUACUUCGACGAAGAGAUGAACCGGAUCCUCUGUGACCCCAGCGACGACACCAAGGGCUUCUUCGACCCCAACACUCACGAGAACCUCACCUACAUGCAGCUCCUCAGCAGAUGCGUCCCAGACCCAGACACGGGGCUCCUUAUGCUUCAGCUGAUGCACAAAGGCUCCGUGCUCUUCCAGCUAGAUGAACAAACACGAAUCUCCUUACAGUCUGCCCCUGCCACCGUCAGCGUGGGACUCUUCCAGGGGCAGAACGUGACCGUGUGGGAGCUUCUCUUCUCCAGAUACGUCCCUGACCAAAAAAGGCAGGAGCUUCUGAAGAAGUACAAAGCGGGGACGCUAACCAUUCAGGAAAUGACAACCAUCAUCACCACCCUCAUCACCGAGACCGAGAAAAAGAGCGGCAAAGAGCCCAGAGGAGUGGAAGGCCCCCGCCGAGAGGAGAGAACAUCCGGGAGAGCUGCCAGCGCCCCUUCUCCGCAGGACGAACAAGCGGAAAAGACUCUCCGGCUCGCCACCGUCGAUGUAUCGGUCGGCGAGUUCCAAGGGCGAAAAGUCUCCGUGUGGGAACUUCUCUUCUCCAAAUACCUCUCGGAAGAGAAAAGGCAGGAGGUGCUGGAGAAGUACAGAGCAGGGACCGUGACCCUGGAGGAGCUGGUCAGAAUCCUCACCACCAUCGUUGAGGAGAAAGAAGAGAGAAGCAGCAAACUGAAGUUCUCCGGCCUCAGGAGGCAGGUGACUGCCUCAGAGCUGUUCAGCUCUGACAUUAUUGACCAGAACACGCUGACUGAACUCACCCAGGGCACCAAGACGGUGCAGGAGAUCACGGAAAUGGAUUCCGUAAAGAGAUACCUCCAAGGCACGAGCUGCAUUGCCGGAGUCCUUGUGCCGUCCAACACAGACCCGUCCAGGACAGAGAAGAUGAGCAUCUACCAGGCCAUGUGGAAGGGGAUUCUGAGGCCGGGCACCGCGCUGGUGCUGCUGGAGGCGCAGGCUGCCACCGGCUUUAUCACUGACCCGCUGAAGAACGAGAAGCUGUCCGUCGAUGAAGCCGUCUCCGCCGGCCUGGUGGGCAGUGAGGUUCACGAGAAGCUGCUCUCUGCAGAGAGAGCAGUGACCGGAUACACUGACCCCUACACAGGCAACAAGAUCUCCCUCUUCCAGGCCAUGAAGAAAGACCUGCUCGUCAAAGACCACGGCAUCCGCCUGCUGGAGGCCCAGAUCGCCACCGGCGGCAUCAUCGACCCCGUGCACAGUCACCGCCUCCCCGUGGAGGUGGCUUACAAGCGGGGCUACUUCGACGAAGAGAUGAACCGGAUCCUCUGUGACCCCAGCGACGACACCAAGGGCUUCUUCGACCCCAACACUCACGAGAACCUCACCUACAUGCAGCUCCUCAGCAGAUGCGUCCCAGACCCAGACACGGGGCUCCUUAUGCUUCAGCUGAUGCACAAAGGCUCCGUGCUCUUCCAGCUAGAUGAACAAACACGAAUCUCCUUACAGUCUGCCCCUGCCACCGUCAGCGUGGGACUCUUCCAGGGGCAGAACGUGACCGUGUGGGAGCUUCUCUUCUCCAGAUACGUCCCUGACCAAAAAAGGCAGGAGCUUCUGAAGAAGUACAAAGCGGGGACGCUAACCAUUCAGGAAAUGACAACCAUCAUCACCACCCUCAUCACCGAGACCGAGAAAAAGAGCGGCAAAGAGCCCAGAGGAGUGGAAGGCCCCCGCCGAGAGGAGAGAACAUCCGGGAGAGCUGCCAGCGCCCCUUCUCCGCAGGACGAACAAGCGGAAAAGACUCUCCGGCUCGCCACCGUCGAUGUAUCGGUCGGCGAGUUCCAAGGGCGAAAAGUCUCCGUGUGGGAACUUCUCUUCUCCAAAUACCUCUCGGAAGAGAAAAGGCAGGAGGUGCUGGAGAAGUACAGAGCAGGGACCGUGACCCUGGAGGAGCUGGUCAGAAUCCUCACCACCAUCGUUGAGGAGAAAGAAGAGAGAAGCAGCAAACUGAAGUUCUCCGGCCUCAGGAGGCAGGUGACUGCCUCAGAGCUGUUCAGCUCUGACAUUAUUGACCAGAACACGCUGACUGAACUCACCCAGGGCACCAAGACGGUGCAGGAGAUCACGGAAAUGGAUUCCGUAAAGAGAUACCUCCAAGGCACGAGCUGCAUUGCCGGAGUCCUUGUGCCGUCCAACACAGACCCGUCCAGGACAGAGAAGAUGAGCAUCUACCAGGCCAUGUGGAAGGGGAUUCUGAGGCCGGGCACCGCGCUGGUGCUGCUGGAGGCGCAGGCUGCCACCGGCUUUAUCACUGACCCGCUGAAGAACGAGAAGCUGUCCGUCGAUGAAGCCGUCUCCGCCGGCCUGGUGGGCAGUGAGGUUCACGAGAAGCUGCUCUCUGCAGAGAGAGCAGUGACCGGAUACACUGACCCCUACACAGGCAACAAGAUCUCCCUCUUCCAGGCCAUGAAGAAAGACCUGCUCGUCAAAGACCACGGCAUCCGCCUGCUGGAGGCCCAGAUCGCCACCGGCGGCAUCAUCGACCCCGUGCACAGUCACCGCCUCCCCGUGGAGGUGGCUUACAAGCGGGGCUACUUCGACGAAGAGAUGAACCGGAUCCUCUGUGACCCCAGCGACGACACCAAGGGCUUCUUCGACCCCAACACUCACGAGAACCUCACCUACAUGCAGCUCCUCAGCAGAUGCGUCCCAGACCCAGACACGGGGCUCCUUAUGCUUCAGCUGAUGCACAAAGGCUCCGUGCUCUUCCAGCUAGAUGAACAAACACGAAUCUCCUUACAGUCUGCCCCUGCCACCGUCAGCGUGGGACUCUUCCAGGGGCAGAACGUGACCGUGUGGGAGCUUCUCUUCUCCAGAUACGUCCCUGACCAAAAAAGGCAGGAGCUUCUGAAGAAGUACAAAGCGGGGACGCUAACCAUUCAGGAAAUGACAACCAUCAUCACCACCCUCAUCACCGAGACCGAGAAAAAGAGCGGCAAAGAGCCCAGAGGAGUGGAAGGCCCCCGCCGAGAGGAGAGAACAUCCGGGAGAGCUGCCAGCGCCCCUUCUCCGCAGGACGAACAAGCGGAAAAGACUCUCCGGCUCGCCACCGUCGAUGUAUCGGUCGGCGAGUUCCAAGGGCGAAAAGUCUCCGUGUGGGAACUUCUCUUCUCCAAAUACCUCUCGGAAGAGAAAAGGCAGGAGGUGCUGGAGAAGUACAGAGCAGGGACCGUGACCCUGGAGGAGCUGGUCAGAAUCCUCACCACCAUCGUUGAGGAGAAAGAAGAGAGAAGCAGCAAACUGAAGUUCUCCGGCCUCAGGAGGCAGGUGACUGCCUCAGAGCUGUUCAGCUCUGACAUUAUUGACCAGAACACGCUGACUGAACUCACCCAGGGCACCAAGACGGUGCAGGAGAUCACGGAAAUGGAUUCCGUAAAGAGAUACCUCCAAGGCACGAGCUGCAUUGCCGGAGUCCUUGUGCCGUCCAACACAGACCCGUCCAGGACAGAGAAGAUGAGCAUCUACCAGGCCAUGUGGAAGGGGAUUCUGAGGCCGGGCACCGCGCUGGUGCUGCUGGAGGCGCAGGCUGCCACCGGCUUUAUCACUGACCCGCUGAAGAACGAGAAGCUGUCCGUCGAUGAAGCCGUCUCCGCCGGCCUGGUGGGCAGUGAGGUUCACGAGAAGCUGCUCUCUGCAGAGAGAGCAGUGACCGGAUACACUGACCCCUACACAGGCAACAAGAUCUCCCUCUUCCAGGCCAUGAAGAAAGACCUGCUCGUCAAAGACCACGGCAUCCGCCUGCUGGAGGCCCAGAUCGCCACCGGCGGCAUCAUCGACCCCGUGCACAGUCACCGCCUCCCCGUGGAGGUGGCUUACAAGCGGGGCUACUUCGACGAAGAGAUGAACCGGAUCCUCUGUGACCCCAGCGACGACACCAAGGGCUUCUUCGACCCCAACACUCACGAGAACCUCACCUACAUGCAGCUCCUCAGCAGAUGCGUCCCAGACCCAGACACGGGGCUCCUUAUGCUUCAGCUGAUGCACAAAGGCUCCGUGCUCUUCCAGCUAGAUGAACAAACACGAAUCUCCUUACAGUCUGCCCCUGCCACCGUCAGCGUGGGACUCUUCCAGGGGCAGAACGUGACCGUGUGGGAGCUUCUCUUCUCCAGAUACGUCCCUGACCAAAAAAGGCAGGAGCUUCUGAAGAAGUACAAAGCGGGGACGCUAACCAUUCAGGAAAUGACAACCAUCAUCACCACCCUCAUCACCGAGACCGAGAAAAAGAGCGGCAAAGAGCCCAGAGGAGUGGAAGGCCCCCGCCGAGAGGAGAGAACAUCCGGGAGAGCUGCCAGCGCCCCUUCUCCGCAGGACGAACAAGCGGAAAAGACUCUCCGGCUCGCCACCGUCGAUGUAUCGGUCGGCGAGUUCCAAGGGCGAAAAGUCUCCGUGUGGGAACUUCUCUUCUCCAAAUACCUCUCGGAAGAGAAAAGGCAGGAGGUGCUGGAGAAGUACAGAGCAGGGACCGUGACCCUGGAGGAGCUGGUCAGAAUCCUCACCACCAUCGUUGAGGAGAAAGAAGAGAGAAGCAGCAAACUGAAGUUCUCCGGCCUCAGGAGGCAGGUGACUGCCUCAGAGCUGUUCAGCUCUGACAUUAUUGACCAGAACACGCUGACUGAACUCACCCAGGGCACCAAGACGGUGCAGGAGAUCACGGAAAUGGAUUCCGUAAAGAGAUACCUCCAAGGCACGAGCUGCAUUGCCGGAGUCCUUGUGCCGUCCAACACAGACCCGUCCAGGACAGAGAAGAUGAGCAUCUACCAGGCCAUGUGGAAGGGGAUUCUGAGGCCGGGCACCGCGCUGGUGCUGCUGGAGGCGCAGGCUGCCACCGGCUUUAUCACUGACCCGCUGAAGAACGAGAAGCUGUCCGUCGAUGAAGCCGUCUCCGCCGGCCUGGUGGGCAGUGAGGUUCACGAGAAGCUGCUCUCUGCAGAGAGAGCAGUGACCGGAUACACUGACCCCUACACAGGCAACAAGAUCUCCCUCUUCCAGGCCAUGAAGAAAGACCUGCUCGUCAAAGACCACGGCAUCCGCCUGCUGGAGGCCCAGAUCGCCACCGGCGGCAUCAUCGACCCCGUGCACAGUCACCGCCUCCCCGUGGAGGUGGCUUACAAGCGGGGCUACUUCGACGAAGAGAUGAACCGGAUCCUCUGUGACCCCAGCGACGACACCAAGGGCUUCUUCGACCCCAACACUCACGAGAACCUCACCUACAUGCAGCUCCUCAGCAGAUGCGUCCCAGACCCAGACACGGGGCUCCUUAUGCUUCAGCUGAUGCACAAAGGCUCCGUGCUCUUCCAGCUAGAUGAACAAACACGAAUCUCCUUACAGUCUGCCCCUGCCACCGUCAGCGUGGGACUCUUCCAGGGGCAGAACGUGACCGUGUGGGAGCUUCUCUUCUCCAGAUACGUCCCUGACCAAAAAAGGCAGGAGCUUCUGAAGAAGUACAAAGCGGGGACGCUAACCAUUCAGGAAAUGACAACCAUCAUCACCACCCUCAUCACCGAGACCGAGAAAAAGAGCGGCAAAGAGCCCAGAGGAGUGGAAGGCCCCCGCCGAGAGGAGAGAACAUCCGGGAGAGCUGCCAGCGCCCCUUCUCCGCAGGACGAACAAGCGGAAAAGACUCUCCGGCUCGCCACCGUCGAUGUAUCGGUCGGCGAGUUCCAAGGGCGAAAAGUCUCCGUGUGGGAACUUCUCUUCUCCAAAUACCUCUCGGAAGAGAAAAGGCAGGAGGUGCUGGAGAAGUACAGAGCAGGGACCGUGACCCUGGAGGAGCUGGUCAGAAUCCUCACCACCAUCGUUGAGGAGAAAGAAGAGAGAAGCAGCAAACUGAAGUUCUCCGGCCUCAGGAGGCAGGUGACUGCCUCAGAGCUGUUCAGCUCUGACAUUAUUGACCAGAACACGCUGACUGAACUCACCCAGGGCACCAAGACGGUGCAGGAGAUCACGGAAAUGGAUUCCGUAAAGAGAUACCUCCAAGGCACGAGCUGCAUUGCCGGAGUCCUUGUGCCGUCCAACACAGACCCGUCCAGGACAGAGAAGAUGAGCAUCUACCAGGCCAUGUGGAAGGGGAUUCUGAGGCCGGGCACCGCGCUGGUGCUGCUGGAGGCGCAGGCUGCCACCGGCUUUAUCACUGACCCGCUGAAGAACGAGAAGCUGUCCGUCGAUGAAGCCGUCUCCGCCGGCCUGGUGGGCAGUGAGGUUCACGAGAAGCUGCUCUCUGCAGAGAGAGCAGUGACCGGAUACACUGACCCCUACACAGGCAACAAGAUCUCCCUCUUCCAGGCCAUGAAGAAAGACCUGCUCGUCAAAGACCACGGCAUCCGCCUGCUGGAGGCCCAGAUCGCCACCGGCGGCAUCAUCGAUCCCGUGCACAGUCACCGCCUCCCCGUGGAGGUGGCUUACAAGCGGGGCUACUUCGACGAAGAGAUGAACCGGAUCCUCUGUGACCCCAGCGACGACACCAAGGGCUUCUUCGACCCCAACACUCACGAGAACCUCACCUACAUGCAGCUCCUCAGCAGAUGCGUCCCAGACCCAGACACGGGGCUCUGUUUGCUGAAGGUGGGGAUGAACUAAUUAUAUUUCAUUUUAUGACUGUGACCCAGUUUUGUUUUAUUUUGCAAAUAGCACUUUUUAUCUCUU